Pisolithus orientalis is the source of this 319-nucleotide messenger RNA. RefSeq lists its product as uncharacterized. The annotation marks the transcript as partial. The transcript is spliced from 3 exons. The record is from RefSeq and is a predicted model, not a curated record. NCBI's taxonomy places the organism in Eukaryota, Fungi, Basidiomycota, Agaricomycetes, Boletales, Pisolithaceae.
CAUGGCGAGAAUGAUCUUGUCGCCGAUCGUACCGUGUCUGCUGACAUCGUCACAAGGCACCCCAAGAAGGCCAAAUGACACUCCCUACCAAAAUCGUAGAACAACUGCAUUUGAGUUGCGGUCUGAGAUUUUACAGCAGCAAACCCUGUUCAUACCCAACAACAGUACUGCUAUCCUUAGUUGGGUUUAUUCAUUGCGGCGUAGCAUAGACUGAGUGGAUGCCGAGCACAGAUGUGGUGAAUGCCCGUCGCAUGGACAGUUCAUGUGACUCGGCUAAGCUCAGAGGAUGAUUGAGAUGGUUUCCCGAUGCGUGAAGAUG